This is a messenger RNA of Oryctolagus cuniculus (rabbit), 2052 nucleotides long. RefSeq names its product fibroblast growth factor binding protein 3 (gene FGFBP3). Lineage: Eukaryota; Metazoa; Chordata; Mammalia; Lagomorpha; Leporidae. Gene Ontology annotation, biological process: cell-cell signaling. Gene Ontology annotation, molecular function: growth factor binding. The record is from RefSeq and is a predicted model, not a curated record.
GGUGUCCAGGCGGUGCGACUGCUCCAGGGCGAGAGAAGUCUGGGCGGGGCGUCGGGGGCGGCCCCUUCUGCCCACCGAUAACAAGCUCAUUCCCAGGGAGCCGGCCCGACCAGACUGCCCCCUCCGCCUCGCCGCCCCAAUAAGGCUCCGUCACCUCUCCGAGAGCUCGGAAAGGUCUUCAGAGGGGUCGUCGCUAGCUGCUUCCCACCGGCUUCCGAAAGUCUGGGCAGGGGCAGCUGGCAGGUGCAUGUGCCUGGACGAAGGGCUGCGCCUGGCUCAGUCACUAGCGGUCUCUGCCUCGGUCCGCAGAUCCGGGGGAUGCUUCUCGCCUGGCCCUGCCUCCACGAAAGAAGCGCCCAGGGGUCCUAGGAGAGCGGAACGCCGACACCAGCGCGGACACCGCGGGCCAUGAGUCCUCCGGGAUUACGAGCGUCGCUCUCGCUGCUCCUGCUGCUGCUGCUGCUGUUGGCCGGCUGCCUCCUCGUGGCCGCCCACAGGGACAAGGGGGCGGCGGGCGGCCCGGCGCUGGGCUCCUCGGGUCGCUUCGUCAGCCCCGAGCAGCACGCGUGCAGCUGGCAGCUCCAGCAACCGGCCUCGGGGGCCGCGGCGGGCAGCGAGCUGGCGCUGCGCUGCCGGAGCCCGGACGGGGCGUUCCAGCAGUGCGCCUACCGCGGCGAGCCAGAGCGCUGCGCUGCCUACGCCGCCCGCCGCGCGCACUAUUGGAAGCAGGUGCUGGGCGCGCUGCGCAAGAAGCCGCGGCCCUGCCAGGACGCCGCGCCGCUGCGCGCCCGCCUGUGCGCCGGCAAAAAGGGCCACGGCGCCGAGCUGCGCCUCGUAGCCGGCGUGUCUGCGCCCGCCGGGCCCACUGUCGCGGGCAGCGCUGGGGAGCCCAGACCGCGGGCCAGGAGCCGGGGGCGGCCCCGGGAUCCAGCGCGCGGCCCGGCCGCGGGGGUCCCACCUUCCCCGAGUGCGCCCUCCAAAGAAAAGCCCCCCGAGAAGAAGAGCAAAGCGGGCAAGAAGAAGGUGGUCUCGGUCCCCCGUGACGAGCGCCCCACGGGGACCGGCCCCGACUCCGACGGGCUGAGCGAGAACGCGGAGCUCACGGAGACCUACUGCGCGGAGAAGUGGCACUCGCUCUGUAACUUCUUUGUCAAUUUCUGGAACGGCUGAGGCUGCGGGCCUGGGGAGAGGUGCGGGGGUCGGGUGGGGGGAGGUCAAGUGCAGGAGCAGGGGCGGGGUAGCCAGGGCCGUCGUAGACCGAGGGAUCUCGAGUUAGAGGGGAGGAAGCCGGGUUCUGGAACGGGGCGGGGGUGCCUCUCCGGGCCAGCAGAGAAAUUGAAGUUUCUGAAGUCUCGGACCUGAUUAAGGACAGAAAAAACAGUGGGCACAGAAACAGUACCUUAAGGAUGCAAAAACUGUAGGCUAGGGAGAGAGGUAGGUACCGAGAGAGGCGAAAAAUAAGGUUGGGGGUGUGUGGGAAAUAGUCAUUAAAGUGGUGGGAAGCUUGCGCCCGAAGCAGGAUGGAAUGUAUUUUGUUGAACACGUUUAUAUGAGGUUGUAACAGGAGCAGGUGACAACCUUCUCACUCCAUCGGUUGACAAGAUUACCGACUUUUGCCUUUCUGAAUUGGUACGAACUUGGGUGAUGCCUGGUGUCAGAGAUGAUCUCUCUAUGAGAAGCCUCAUGGGGAAAAACUGGCUCCAAGGGUUUUCAUAGGGCUGUCUCUCUGUUCUUUGAAAAAAUGUUACUUUUUAACCCAAUGAUGCUUAAUGUUCCGGAACUUUCCCCAUAACCUUCUAAAUUCAGAAGGAAAUCAUAGAAGUUGAGUGUACCCAUAGCUUGUUGUUGUUAACAAGCAAUUCUGUUUGUAUUUGACCAAGUGUUUAAGAACACCUAAAAUGUAAGUGUGCAUCUCAGAGUUACUUCCACCUUUAGGAAAAUUGUAUCUUUUGGAUUCAUGUAAUUAAUUAAUUUCAUUUUUAAUGUGAUGCAAUGACAGACUUUGCAUAUGUUAGGUGCUCAAUAAAAACUGUAUGGCCAGAUUUACUGAAA